CGGGAAAGCACAGAAGCCACAGCACACACGUGGUUGUAGGAACGAGCUGUUGAUGGGUUGAUAGUUGAAACUGCGCAUUGCUGUUUAUGGAAUAGAGGGCGUUUUUACAUGUAGUUGAAUUUGUUUCUUUGGACAAGUUUACUUACAAAUCUAGCCAUAUAUUGGUAUCCGUCUAAUUGGACCUCUUAGACGUCCAGAUUGCGGCUUCAUUGAAUCGAGGAGUCAUCGGAAAGUCUACAGGCUUCAAGAUAAACAUGGCCAAAAAUAAACAGAGAGUUAAAAAACAGCAAAAUGUGUUUCAGGUUGCGAACAAACAGUCAAAACCCAAGACCAAAGCGAAACCUGUCAAGACCUCUCUGAAACAUAUAAACACUGUGAGGAAUGAAAAAGUGGAGAGCUUAAAUCAAAUGUUCACAGAAGUACAGCAAGAUGUAAGAAAUAUAUCAAAACCCGCGACUAGUGAAUCCAAAAAAGGACAGAAGGUGGUCAGAGAAGCUCCCCUGGAAGCUGUCAAUGUGGAUGGCGCUGCGCAGCUUUUCUCUCAACUCUAGAAAAACAUUUUUACAUUCAAAAAAUGGACUCUGGACUAAUAGGAGAAACUUUAUACCAUAUAAAUCUAAUAAUAAAAACAGUCCAUCAUGCCUUCAA
Pimephales promelas (fathead minnow) is the source of this 648-nucleotide messenger RNA. It is a transcript of the gene rbis, whose product is annotated as ribosomal biogenesis factor. NCBI's taxonomy places the organism in Eukaryota, Metazoa, Chordata, Actinopteri, Cypriniformes, Leuciscidae. Gene Ontology annotation, cellular component: nucleolus. The record is from RefSeq and is a predicted model, not a curated record. Gene Ontology annotation, biological process: ribosome biogenesis.